Messenger RNA from Exaiptasia diaphana, 754 nucleotides. Its product is annotated as COMM domain-containing protein 8. The coding region runs from base 14 to 583 and encodes 189 amino acids. NCBI's taxonomy places the organism in Eukaryota, Metazoa, Cnidaria, Anthozoa, Actiniaria, Aiptasiidae. The transcript is spliced from 5 exons. The record is from RefSeq and is a predicted model, not a curated record.
AUUAGAAAACAAAAUGGCGGAAGAAACUCCCGAAAAAGAAGGAAUCAAAUUACUCGAAAAGUGCCCUAAGGAACAAGCUGYAAAGUUUGUUCAUGAGAUUCUUGACAGCAUCUGUGAUGGUAGACAACCCAGAUACAUGAACUAUGGCAAAGUAUGGACAACUACAGAAUGGCAAACUGUAACAGGGGCAGUUAGUGACUUACUAAAAUGCUUUAUACGWAAAGGGAUGACUAGAAAAGAGAUAAGUCAAGAGCUUGACAAAUAUUCUUUAAAUCCAGACACAAAGCAAAUGUUAUGUAGUUGUCUUAUACCACGACAAGAAGAUGUAAYAGCAGCUCUUGUUGAUAGUACAGCUGGAAUAACAAAUGCAUAUCUAAAGGACUUUGACUGGAAAGUGAAGAUGGUUCUUGCUAGUGACAAGAUUGCCACUAUCAGAAAACCAGUGAUAAGUAUUGACUUUGACAUUGCUCAUGGGAGAUCUGUUACAAAACCAAUCACAGUAGAAAUGUCAAAAGAAGAGUUGAAGAAUUUAAUAACCUCCUUAGAGGCAGCUAAUAAGAUGGUGAUUCAACUAAAAGGAUAAUUCAAUCUGUUGAUUUUAGAGAAUGUCCGCUGAAUUAUUGUAAUAAUUAUGUAAAUAUAAUCCAAAGAAUAAAGUGAUUUAUUAGAGGAGGUAAUCUGAGAAAUAAAAUAGGAUUUUGAUACUUAACUCAUAACAAGUGCUUUGAAUAAUAAAGAAUAUUUUUACAUACAA